Ambispora leptoticha is the source of this 610-nucleotide messenger RNA. The record is from the annotation of a GenBank genome assembly. NCBI's taxonomy places the organism in Eukaryota, Fungi, Glomeromycota, Glomeromycetes, Archaeosporales, Ambisporaceae.
AUGUUUUCUCGUUUAGCUGAAGAGGUUUCAAGUUUUAACACUCGUAGGAAAGGAGAUGCAUGGAUGCAACCGUAUAUUGCACCAGUAGAUGGUGAUCCUGGGCAACCUUUUAUAUUAGUAAUUCUAACAGACCUUAUGAAACGAUGUCACUCGUUACAACAAGCUGGAGAAUUGGUUUAUAUAGAUGCCACAGCCGGUCUCUAUGCUCUCAAUACUCCCUUGACUAUUAUCUCAACGAAUACACCCAUUGGCGGCUUACCUCUUGCCACGAUAUUAACAUCAGAUGAAACUACAAUUACACUUACAAAAGCUCUGAAUAUGCUAAAACACAUAAUGCCAUCAACUGCAUUUGGUGGGUGUGGAGCCCUUGUUGGACCUCAAGUCAUUAUGACUGACGAUUCUAGUGCAGAAAGAAAAGCAUUGCAAUGUACUUGGAAAAAAGCAACCUUGUUGUUGUGUGUCUUUCAUUUUCUACAGGCUAUAAAUGAAACUAUACUUGAAGCCACUUAUAUGAAACUUACAACUAGUCAAAUAUACCUUAAAUAUUCACACUUUCAGAGACAUUUUAGAGCUACUUGGGAUCGCCAUAAGGAAUGGGCCAUCGCAUUUC